AUGAGAUCCUCACAUAAGCGUAAUUUGGCUGCGCUGCUUUCCAUCAGCGGAGCCGCGGUGGCACAGCAGACGGCAUGGGGUCAAUGCGGAGGACAAGGAUGGUCCGGUGCGACAUCAUGUGUGUCAGGCUACACUUGCUCCUACACAAAUGACUGGUACUCCCAGUGCGUUCCUGGAUCAUCCGGCGGCGGAGGUAGCAACCCUACAACGACCACCACGAUGAUCCGGACGACCACGACGGCUUCCUCCUCGGGCCCCACCGGCGGCGCUGGUGGUGGUAAGGUUCGAUUUGCCGGUGUCAACAUCGCCGGCUUUGAUUUCGGAGUGGUGAUCAGCGGCACUCAAGACAUGACUCAAAUUGUGGACGAGUCCGUCGAUGGUGUCAAUCAGAUGCGACACUUUGUCAACGAUGACGGCUUCAACAUCUUCCGCCUCCCGUCAGGCUGGCAGUUCCUGGUGAACAACAACCUCGGUGGCUCACUGGACUCGAACAAUUUCGCCAAGUACGACAAGCUGGUUCAAGGAUGUCUGUCCCUGGGAGCAUACUGUAUCGUCGAUGUCCACAAUUACGCUCGCUGGAACGGCGGCGUCAUCGGACAAGGCGGUCCCACCGACGACCAGUUCACCAGUCUCUGGACUCAACUGGCCACUCACUACAAGAGUGAAAGCAAGAUCAUCUUUGGUGUGAUGAACGAGCCACACGACCUGGACAUCAACCGAUGGGCCACCACCGUGCAAAAGGCCGUGACGGCGAUCCGCAAGGCCGGCGCCACUUCCCAAAUGAUCCUUCUUCCAGGUACCGACUUCACCAGUGCGGCCAACUUUGUCGAGAAUGGCUCCGGUGCCGCGCUCUCGGCCGUCACCAACCUGGACGGAUCCACCACCAACCUGAUCUUCGACGUGCACAAGUAUCUCGACUCCGAUAACAGCGGCACCCACGCCGAGUGCGUGACCAACAACGCCGACGCUUUCAACAGCCUGGCCCAAUGGCUCCGCACCAACAAGCGUCAAGCCAUGCUCACCGAGACCGGUGGUGGUAACGUCCAGAGCUGCGGAACAUACAUGUGCCAGCAACUGGAUGUGCUCAACCAAAACUCUGAUGUUUACCUUGGAUGGACCUCGUGGAGCGCUGGAGGUUUCCAGGUUUCCUGGAACUAUGUGCUGGGUGAGGUCCCAACCAACAACGUUGAUACCUACCUGGUCAAGCAAUGCUUUGUUCCCAAGUGGAAGAACUAA
Molecule: messenger RNA, 1236 nt
Organism: Penicillium oxalicum
Lineage: Eukaryota; Fungi; Ascomycota; Eurotiomycetes; Eurotiales; Aspergillaceae
Product: Endoglucanase EG-II
Exons: 4
Coding region: 1-1236 (411 amino acids)
Biological process (GO): glucan catabolic process
Cellular component (GO): extracellular region
Molecular function (GO): cellulose binding; hydrolase activity, hydrolyzing O-glycosyl compounds
Source: RefSeq, a predicted model, not a curated record